GAUUGUGCUCUGUGCGUGUGUUUCUGGGCACAAUUUAUUUAUUUUUAUUUUCAUUAUGAAUACCAGUUUUUGUAAAUAAAAACAGUUUAAAAAUAUCUUUUAAAGAAAACAACAUCGUGCUGUGUUAAGAAUACAAGUGUAACGGUUCUUAUUGGUGUAAAAAUAACGCUUUUUUACGUGUGUGAUUUCUACUUCCUGCAAUGUUACCUUCGGGUUUUCUGCGGAGAUUAUCACAAUAGAGGCAUCAUUAUCCACUUAGCUACAGGAUGGACUCGGGGACUGACUGGCUCUGCGAGAUCCUGCAGAAUGUUCAGCUCGAGCAAUUUUAUCUGCCUAUCAGAGAUCAGUUACAGAUUACAAGAUUAGCACAUUUCGACUAUGUCCACGCAGAGGACCUUGAGAGGAUCGGCAUCAGUAAGCCUGGGAUCCGCAGGCUUAUGGAUGCAGUCAGAAAGAAGAAACUGCAACUAUGGAACCGAAAGUUUUGGAAUAAACUCUUUGGUUCAUCUAGUUCUGUCUCUAAGGAUAAAACUGAUAUUUCAGUAAAACCAGUGCCCCAAACAGACACAAGAACCACAUGCAUAAUAUUAGAAAAAGAUCUUGUAUUGCAUAAUGAACUAGGUAAUGGAUCUUUUGGUGUUGUGAGAAGGGGUGAAUGGAAAACAGAAUCACAAACAGUGCCUGUCGCAGUAAAAGUAUUAAAAGCAGAUGCCUUUUCUCAACCGGGUAUUUACGAUGACUUUAGAAGAGAAGUUGAGGCCAUGCAUAGUUUAAAACAUCUGAAUCUUAUCAAGUUACAUGGUGUUGUGUUUCAUCCGUUGAUGAUGGUCUGUGAGUUAGCUCCCAUGGGUGCAUUGUUAGAUUAUAUUAGAGGCCAAAAUGGGAAGAUAUCCCUGCAUUACAUAUCAAAAUGGUCAAGUCAAGUUGCAGCUGGCAUGGGACAUUUGGAAAAACACCGGUUUCUACACAGAGACUUAGCCUGUCGGAAUAUUUUGUUGACUACUUUGGAACUGGUAAAGAUUGGUGACUUCGGUCUAAUGCGAGCGUUACCAGAAGCGGAUGACUGUUACGUGAUGAGCGAGAGGCGGCGCGUGCCUUUCCCGUGGUGUGCGCCGGAGUCGCUGCGCGAGAGACAAUUCUCACACGCCUCUGAUGUGUGGAUGUUCGCUGUCGCUUUGUGGGAGAUGUAUUCGUUUGGAGAGGAACCCUGGAUUGGUCUAAACGGGUCCGAGAUCCUCCGACUGAUAAUGCGCGAGGGCCAACGCCUGGCGUCCCCCGCCGCAUGCCCCCCAGACGUAUACAUGCUGAUGAUGCAGUGCUGGGACCUCAACCCUCGCGAGCGACCCUCCUUCGCCGGCAUACAGCGGUACAUGGACACCAACAAGAUUGAGACCGCCAUCGCUUCACUCAGCUACAGGAAACAAGGCCAGAUGACGAUAGAGGCGGGCGACGCCAUCGUGCUCAUAGACAAGCGGCCUGAGCUGCACUGGUGGAAGGGACAGAAUCAGAGGUCACUGGAAGUCGGGCUCUUCCCGAGCACGUUGGUCACUACAGCGAAGAACAAGAAUGUCCAGGUUGUCAAAAAGGCGCAAACUCUGUCGCCGGUUCGGAAACCGUCGCCACAGCAACAGUCUCCCUUAACUGGGUAUACCAAUGGCUCGGCGGACGACGUGGUCCUGCGCAAGCGCCGCACCAUCGAGUCGACGCAGCCGGGCAGCACGCGCGCCGGCAACUCGGGCUCCAAGCACUUCAACUACAAUAAGCUGGUCAACGACCGCGCCCGCGCACUGCACGGCCGCAUGGCGCGCGACGCACACGCCAGGAGUCUCAACCAAGUGAAAGAAGAUUUGCUGAUAGACUUGGAUCUCCCGCCGAGCACGCGGCCUCAAACGAUGAGUGCAGCUAACAUGAACAUAUCCAUACUCGAUGAACCCAUUGAUGUGCCUGAAGUUGGAAUGGACCAAGAUUGGGGGCAGCAAAGCAUAGAGAGCCUCCCGACGUUCCCUUCCUCCCAGCAACAAGCGACAACCAGUCUCUACGGUGCUAAAUCUUUAGACAAUCUACUGUCUAGUACAAACGGGUUGGCCCUAUCACAGGACCCCUUCGACACUUCCCAGUUCUGGCCCGUCGACAGACAGACAGCCAGCCCUAGACCCAACUACGAUCUACAUGUAACAGAACCAACACAAAUGAACAAAGAAUCUCAAAUAUACUCGAAUAGGUACGCCGCGUCCACUAGCUCGAACACCGACAACACUCAAGUAUACAACAACAUGACAGGCGUAAGUAGAAAUAACUCUAUUACUAGUAACCCCUACGGAACUAUUCCAAAUACCACGUACGCGAAUACUAACGCUCUCUCAAUGGAAAGAAAUGUCAAUGAACCCACCUUAGCUAACUCCUUAGCGCAAAUGUCUUUAGACGACAGAAUUUCCGAAUCACUGAAUCUCAGAUCCAAAAACACAAAUAGUGAUAACAUUUAUGCCAAUAGCUCAUUCAACGACGGUCCUACGACGUCAAACGUAAAUGAAUCUAGGUAUAAAGACAUUCCAAUCUAUAAUAACUUCGAUAUGAAUCCCGCGCAGCAACAGUUCAUAUUAGAAACUAAGGAUUAUUACACUAAAUCAUCGGUGCCGACUGGCGCUCGCAACAUGAACCACUACGAGAAGAACAUUUACGUGCCCAAAUACGAGGAGGAGGCGGAGAAGUUGAGGAACUUUAGCGAUUCGUUGGAGAAUUCUAAGAAUUAUUCGGCGAUAAAGUAUCAGAAUGUGGAUAGUCAGUAUUUUUACGCAAGUAGUUUCGGUUCGACGUCGCGGUCGGCGUACGACGAGGUGAAUGACACGGCGAGCAAUUUGUACAGUGAGAUAGGGGAGUCUAAUCAGGCGGGCCACCUGUACGGGAACCAGGGGCAGUACUCGAGUUUGUAUGACGAAGUGUAUGAGGCGCCGACGCCGCGCCCGCAUCGGCCCGCGCCGCCCUGUCCGACCAAACCCAAAUAGUAAAUACUCAAUACCCAGUGUAUUACCAUCGCGUUUGAUUCAUAUCUGAGCGUUUUUAAACAGUGGUGUAACAAUUAGUAUCGGUAUAAGAUUGCCGGCAAAGUAAAAGUAAGACUGGCAAGCUUUUCUACUAGUUCUCUUCACUUUUAAAAUAUAAUAUUUCAAACAAUAUUAAAGACAUUUGUUAAAUAAUCUGGACUUAAACAUUUUAUGUGCUACAACAAGUUCAGACGGAGGCUUUCAGUUUUGUCAGUUCUACUACUUGAUAUUAGCAGUUACGCCACUAAUUUGGAAUUAUGUGAUAGUUGUAUUUAAAUAUCACUCACUUUAAAACAUUGAAUAUAUAUGGAAUUAAAUACUUAAUUCCAUAUUUAUUCAAUGUUUUAAAGUGACAGGUAUACACCUGUAAGAUGAUUGAUCCUUUUACAUGACGUUUAAAGCAAUAAGCAAUAAUAAGAAGGCUAAUGGUGUAACUCUUAACAUUUAUCUUGAAAAGGUAGUGACUAACUUCACACUGUUAAAAUUGUAUAGUAAUUGUGUUGGUGACUUUGGUGUGAAGUUAGUCAAUUGUUAAAAUAUAAAUUUGACACUUGAAAAGACAGUGACUAACUUCACACUGCUAAAAUUGUAUACCAAUAAUUGCUGACGUUGGCGUGAAGUUAGUCGAAUGAAAAAUUCUAUCUGUCAUUAUAGAUUUUAAAGUACGUAGUUAGCUUUCAAUUUAGUUACUUAAAUAAACUAAGUAAAUUAACAAUCCACGUCCAUAGUACUAACUAAUGAAUCUGAACAAUUAUAUUAUUGCUAUAUAAUAUAAUGGCUUUAACAAGAUAGCAUAUAAAAUGCCAUUAUAAUGCAAGUAAUGAAAACUUAGGGGUACACAUAUCUUCGGCUUGGCAUAUUCGGCUCAGCCGAGACAUUUUAUAGAUUAAUAAAGAUAGAUAUACAUUUGGUUUGGUCUGGACAUAGGUAGUAGUCGAUUCAUGUUUAUUAAAUAUUAUUGAGCCGAAUAAGCCGAUUCGUCUAUGUGGGUCGCCCCGUAAAUCGCUCUAUUCGAUUUGCAUUUAGUUCAUAAUCAAGUACCCGAACAGUUAUUAUGAAUGAUUGUUUUUUUUAAAUCCUGAAUAUUCGUUAAAAUUCGUGUUAGUCCUAAAGUUAAUGAACCAACGUGAUAAGAUAUAACUUAUUGAUCAAUGUCUGGUGUAGAAUAUAUUUGUUUGUAUAUUGCUUAAGAUACUCGAGAGAUUUUGCCGAGAUUACCUAAUUCAUGCCAUUUAAAAUGGUUCCUUAUAUCCAUAAGAUACGACAGAGUUUAAUUUUAAUAGCAAAAUAUUUUUGUGAAAAUCAUUAUAUAGAAAAAAAUAAGAAAGAAUGGUAGGUUCCUUUGCAGUUUUUUUAGGGAUGGUCAUAUCCACAUGUUUCAGAUAUGAACUAGGGACUGGACAGAAGUAUAGAAUAGUUAUACAGUACUAAUAAUAAAUAUGGGUAAAGAAAUACUAUUCCGGAAGUACUGUACUGUAAUUUCCCCUUUCUACAGUUAUUUUAAAAAAAUCUAGAUACGAAGUAAAAUUUCAGUACACAUCUUACUGUACUAAAAUGUUAUAUUACAAAAAGUCAUUAUAUAGAAAAAAAUAUACUCAUUCAUACCGGUAAAACACGAUAGUUUCCAACUAGUCAAAUCAGUUACUUUUACUGAACGUCAAAACACAAAAUUACUAUUGAAUUUGUAUGAAAAAGCCACAUGUGAUGUCAUAGAAAAACGAGACAAAAUGUCGCACUUAAUAUUACGGUUUUUUUUUUUAAUAAAAUUCAUAAACAAGUUAAAUUGAAAAAAGAAAACUUUUUUGUCAUUUUUAGAUCUGUAUUUAUUUAGUAAUCUGAAUGUCAUAAUUUAUCUUUGACCUAGGAAACUAUCCAAUUGUACGCAGUCCCUGGUAUUAAAGUUUACUUUUAGAAUGAUUGUCUCCUAUUAUCAAGUUAUUUUCAAAGUAAAUACCUGAUUACAUUUGUAACCCCUCUGAUAUUAGUUGAGAUAUAUUAUGCAACUUUCGAAUACUUGUAGUCAAAUUUUAAGUUAAAGGUUUUUAGGAUUUUUACUAAUUUACGUAGAUACGAAUGGGAUGUUUUACGUAUGUCAUAUUUUCGUAUUAAUAUGCAAGCUAUAUGUAAUAUUUAAGUUUUAAGUAAGUACUGAAUUUGUGCUAUUUAUUUUGUAUGGUAACCCUGGAUCAAACGAACAUCACACGGUGCCUCACCUAAAUGUACCUGUUAGAUUAGUUUAAGCUCACUGAAGAUGUUGAAUUCGGCGAUUUUAUUUUACUUUGAUAGUUCUAAAAGUAGUGCUAUCACUUAGGCUACCUGUCCACCGGAACGGGGCGGCGACGGAGCGGAGAAACGGAGAGUACUUCUAUCGUGUAGGUUGUGAGGUGAAUUACCAACCUCAUCAACCCUAGUGUCAGGGUUAUUAUUGAGCCGCCAAAGGUCAAAAUGUAACGAGUACUUACUUACAUCAGUAAGUAGUAACCGGGACCAAAGGCUUAACGUGCCUUCCGAAGCACGGAUCAUCUUACUUUUUGACAAUUAGGUGAUCAACCUAUAAUGUCCUAACCAAACUAGGGAUCACAAAGUGAUUUUUGAACCUGGGAUCUCCGGAUCGUGAGCCCAACGCUCAACCAUUGGACCGCGGAGGUCACGGAGAGUACUAACCAAUGGGAUUAUUAACUAGUUUGCAACUAAUACAGGGAGUAUUAGUUAAUGUUUCUCCGUUUCUGCGUUCCGCUGCUUCGCUCCGCUCUGAUAGAUAGGAGCUUUAUGGCGUUUUUGCACUACAUCCGACCCGAAUUCGAUCAGAUUACGAGAAUAAUGGACAGUAGAAAUUACUUAAGAGAUAUCGCAUGACGGGUAUCGGAUGAAACGCAUAAGCUACCGUACAAAUAGUUCUAUGACCACUUCAGAUCCGUCAUUUCACGGACUCGAAUCUGAUGUAGUGCGAAAACGCACAGCAGUGGGAUAUAUAUAGGCUACUUUUUCUUAGGGCAAGGAAGACAGCUCUAGUUUUAUAACUGUAAAACUAAACUUAACUUCGAUCAACACAUAAUAAAUAUUUUACAAACUGACUCCUAACAAAAUUAUUUAGAAUUUUUAAGUCUAUUCUAAUGCGGUAUGACAUUUGGGCCUUCAUUAUUACGAAGAAAAAAUUAUGUCAACGCAUUGAAUUUACACGUUUAAUUUAGUUCUUCGUAUAACGAUUAACUUUUAAAAAUCAAAAACGAUGAUUAUAUAUAGAAAAAACAAAUCAUAAUCACCUCAAAAUUGUGCAUUACUAUAACACAACUGGAAGGAUCUCAUCAAAAAUAUCCAAACACACAUGUUUACGUAUCGUAAAAAAUAUCGAAAAAAAUAAUUAAUCCAAGUAUUACGAAUAGAAAAUAAAUUUAAUUUUGUUUUUUACAAAUGUUCAAAAUUCGUUUUUUUAUUUCAAUUAAAAGCGUGUUUUGUUGAACAAAAGUUCGUGUUUCGGUUUUUUUGAUGAGAAGUAUAUUUUAUUUUUACUGUUUAGUUUUAAGGCAUUUUUAUUUUAUUUUUCAGUAGCAUAAUGAAUGACGCAAUUAAUGGUACUCUAAACGUGGUCUAAAGUUGUAUGUAACGGCAUUUUCUAAUACGCCGAAAAAAAAAAUAUUGUCAUAAACUCACUCAAAACCAUGUGUUUCGGUAAAAUAUCGAAUAUUCUGAUUGUAUUACCUAUUCAUUCAUAUCUUCACGUGUCAUCCCUUAUGGGGUAAGAGAUAAUUGCACUUCCCUAUCGCUUGUAUUAUGAUAAGUAUAACCAUAUUGGUAACUGUUUACAUUGACUUCCAUCGAUGUUAUAUAUAUUAUGAUGUUUUAUGAGAAGCGUUUUUACUGCCUUCAAGAGCAAUACUACAAUAUAAAGUAACAAUAAUUAUGCGUACUUCACCUCUCUCCACUAAUCCUAUAAGGGUAGACAGAGCCACGAAUCUCCUUUCUCCGUUCUAAAACAUUUUUGAGUUAAAAAAGAAUCUUGUAUUGUUAAAAGUGUGUAAAACUUGUAAAAAUGUACAGUUUGACUGUAAAUAUAAUAAUGUCGGUCUGUUCAUCUAUAAUGUUUGUAAGAUUGUAAUAAAACUUAUUUUCAAUCGAA
Molecule: messenger RNA, 7158 nt
Organism: Pectinophora gossypiella (pink bollworm)
Lineage: Eukaryota; Metazoa; Arthropoda; Insecta; Lepidoptera; Gelechiidae
Gene: Ack
Product: activated Cdc42 kinase Ack
Exons: 10
Coding region: 267-3002 (911 amino acids)
Biological process (GO): protein phosphorylation
Molecular function (GO): ATP binding; protein tyrosine kinase activity; protein binding
Source: RefSeq, a predicted model, not a curated record